Messenger RNA from Coniophora puteana RWD-64-598 SS2, 501 nucleotides. RefSeq lists its product as uncharacterized. NCBI's taxonomy places the organism in Eukaryota, Fungi, Basidiomycota, Agaricomycetes, Boletales, Coniophoraceae. The record is from RefSeq and is a predicted model, not a curated record. The transcript has 2 exons. The coding region runs from base 1 to 501 and encodes 166 amino acids.
AUGUAUCCUUCUCAGAACAAGCGACGCAAGCGCACCAUGACAGAAGUCAACCAAGAUGACGGGAGCGACUUUGUCUCACGGACGGAUGAUGGCCACCCUGACGUCUACUCGCGGUCUUUCUCAAACUCUCAUGCACGCACAGAAGUCUUCAGGUCUCCUUCCAAAUCCUCUAUCAACAUGAAUUCGAACGAUGUUCCUCCUCAGCACUACGGUCCUCCCUCCCACGAGCGUUCAUGGGGCCCUGGACCUGAUCCUUACCUCCGUGGAUGGAGUUGCCCAGUGCACACGCGGGAUCAGAUUGGGGAUGGUACGAGCGUGGCCAAGGUUCAUCCGUUCAGGCUGAGCCCUGGGGCGGAGGUUAUGACGACUCAUCUGGGUGGCAACCUCCUAGUAGACGACGUGACCAUCAGGCAGAGGAUUAUUACCGCGACGAAAGGCCACAAGGUCAAAGACGACACCAAAACCGACGAAACAAUCAACACAGCCAACAGCGUUUCAUGA